This is a messenger RNA of Aspergillus tanneri, 1182 nucleotides long. RefSeq names its product putative endoplasmic reticulum DnaJ domain protein Erj5. Lineage: Eukaryota; Fungi; Ascomycota; Eurotiomycetes; Eurotiales; Aspergillaceae. Gene Ontology annotation, cellular component: endomembrane system. The coding region runs from base 1 to 1182 and encodes 393 amino acids. The record is from RefSeq and is a predicted model, not a curated record. The transcript has 3 exons.
AUGAAGUCGGUAGCACUCCGCCUGUUACUGUUUGCUGUCCUAUUUGUACUGGCCGCGGCUUGGACUAAAGAAGAUUAUGAGAUCUUCCGCCUUCGUGACGAAGUUGCUUCUGCGGAGGGCGCUAAUGUGACUUUCUACGACUUCCUUGAAGUGCAGCCCAAUGCCAACCAGGAUGAGUUGAACAAAGCCUAUCGCAAAAAAUCAAGACUUCUUCACCCCGAUAAAGUGAGACGAUCUUUUGUUGCCAAUAGCUCUAAAGACAAGACCAGGUCGAGAUCGAACAAGCCUGGUGUUCAUGUCAACAAAGGUCCCUCGGAACGAGAGAUUGCUACGGCUGUCAAGGAGGCUCAUGAGCGAGCCUCACGCCUCAAUACCGUUGCGAACAUCCUUCGUGGUCCAGGACGCGAGCGGUAUGAUUAUUUUCUGAAGAAUGGGUUCCCCAGGUGGAAAGGUACCGGCUACUAUUACUCGAGAUUCCGUCCUGGCCUGGGUUCCGUGCUGGCUGGGCUGUUUUUGGCCUUUGGGGGUGGCGCUCACUACGGGGCCUUGAUCCUGGGCUGGAAGCGCCAGCGGGAGUUCGUUGAUCGGUAUAUUCGUCAAGCGAGGAGAGCUGCUUGGGGUGAUGAGUUGGGCGUUCGGGGCAUCCCCGGAUUUGAUUCAGUGAAUGCCACUGCGUCGUCGUCCACACCGGAACCAAGCGAAGCGACUGCCAUACCAAUGAACCGUCGCCAGAAGCGAAUGAUGGAUAAAGAAAAUCGCAAGGAGUCGAAGAAAGGGUCCCGAGCUACCUCCCGUGCUUCCGGCACGUCCACACCCACCACAGAGUCUGUAGAGCCCACCGGUGAAAGGAAACGUGUUGUCGCAGAGAACGGGAAAGUGCUCAUAGUCGACUCGAUUGGUAAUGUGUUUCUGGAGGAGGAAAAUGAAGAUGGUGAACGACAGGAAUUCUUGCUUGAUGUUGAUGAAAUCCAACGCCCGAGGGUGCAGGAUACAAUGCUCUUCCGGAUCCCAGUCUGGUUCUACCACAAGAGUUUAGGAAAGUUGGUGGGGUCAUUUAACCCAGAGGAGAAACAUACUAACGGCGAGGAAUCCACCGAAUUUGUGGAACAGACAGCAGCCGGUCCUGCGGUUGUCUCGAACGGGAGAACUAGGAAGAGAGGGAAAGGUUCACAAAAGUCUUGA